Lineus longissimus is the source of this 1179-nucleotide messenger RNA. RefSeq names its product probable glutathione S-transferase 6. NCBI's taxonomy places the organism in Eukaryota, Metazoa, Nemertea, Pilidiophora, Heteronemertea, Lineidae. Gene Ontology annotation, biological process: glutathione metabolic process. Gene Ontology annotation, molecular function: glutathione transferase activity. The coding region runs from base 104 to 706 and encodes 200 amino acids. The transcript has 5 exons. The record is from RefSeq and is a predicted model, not a curated record.
UGAUUGAUCUCAUUCAUGCAAUGACUCGGCAUUUUGAGUCGAGGAAAGAUCUAGGAUAGUCGUGUUCCCAAUCACCUCGAAGUUCGUUUGCUCGUCGUCAAAUAUGGUUCAUUACAAGCUUACCUACUUUGAUGCCAGGGGAAGGGCAGAACUCUCUAGAUUGAUAUUUGCGGUUGCUGGAGUCGAGUAUGGAGAUGUCCGCAUUAGCUUUGAAGAAUGGGGAAAGCUGAAACCAAACACACCAUUCGGUUCGCUGCCCUACCUGGAGGUCGAUGGUAAAACAAUCGCGCAAAGCCAGGCCAUUGUCAGAUUUCUUGCGAAUGUGUUCGAUUUGGCAGGUGCCGACCACUUCGAAAAAGCCAAAGUCGACGAAGCCGCAGAAUGUGCUCUCGAAAUUUUGACAGAUGCAGUCAAGGUGACGUUCGCUCCAGAAGCGGAGAAGGAGGCGAAGACAAAGGAGUUUGUCUCAAAGACUUGGCCAUCACAUGUGGUGAAGAUUGAAAAGAUUUUAGCUUCAAACCCGACGGGUUUCCUCGUCGGCUCUAAGCUUACCUACGCAGAUUUGGCGCUUUUCUCAAUCUUGGACACCGUCUGCUCGUUCGAGGGAGCAACUGUCAGCGGGCCCAUUGCGCAGCACAGGAAGAAGGUCGGUGCAGUCCCGGCCAUUGCUAAAUGGAUUAGCGCCAGACCAAAGAAUACGUUCUAGACCUGCAGCUUCCGAAUCAUCGACGGCCAACAAAAGCUGACAGUUACUUCAUAGAUGUAGAUAUUGAUGAUGUUGUUUAGCAAAGAGGGUGGAAGUUGUUGGUACAAUUAAGGGAAAUGAAAUUUUCCAUGGUCUAAAAAGAUGUAAAAAAAUGUCCUUCAUGUGUCAUUUGGUUACUCAGUUUAUUGCCACAAUAAUAUACAUGUAUACAAACAUUUAAAAAAUUACAGUACAGGGUUAAAAAUAUUUAUCAUUGCGCCUUACUUUAUUAUGACCGUCGUAUAUAGAAAUAAAGAUACUGAAAAUGAUACAUUCAAUGCACAUGUAAGAUACUUAAUUCCCGGCUGAUCAGCCAUUUUGUUGACACAGCUCCAGAAAAUGGACGCGUGAAGCGAUCGGUUCUCUGUUGCGCCAUUGAGUCUGACGUUACAUCAUAUAAUAAAAAUAAUCGACCCAGUGUCUCUUUUAAGAAA